Messenger RNA from Mangifera indica (mango), 1372 nucleotides. Its product is annotated as transcription factor MYB62. Gene Ontology annotation, biological process: regulation of DNA-templated transcription. The record is from RefSeq and is a predicted model, not a curated record. The coding region runs from base 156 to 1073 and encodes 305 amino acids. Gene Ontology annotation, molecular function: DNA-binding transcription factor activity; sequence-specific DNA binding. The transcript is spliced from 3 exons. Gene Ontology annotation, cellular component: nucleus. Lineage: Eukaryota; Viridiplantae; Streptophyta; Magnoliopsida; Sapindales; Anacardiaceae.
GUCCUUAAACUCCAACUUGCUUACACGUUUUCUAAGUUUAGUUUGAAGCUUCUAGGCGCUUUUCUGCUUUCUAAUUCCUUCUAUUAUAAUUGUUUCUGAGUCUCUUUUUUUUUUCUUCUAAUUUUCAACCUUAACCCUUUAAAAAACUUUAGAAAAUGAGAGUAGCUAGGCAGCCUGCUGCAGGUGUUGCAAAAAUGGACUGCAAUUCUAGUGAAGACGACAGUGAGUUAAGGAGAGGGCCUUGGACUCUUGAAGAAGACACUCUUCUCACUAGAUACAUCUCUCACCACGGAGAAGGCCGCUGGAAUAUGCUUGCUAAAUGUGCAGGACUGAAGAGAACUGGGAAAAGCUGUAGAUUGAGAUGGCUGAACUACUUGAAACCUGACAUUAAACGAGGGAACCUGACUCCACAGGAGCAGCUGUUGAUCCUGGAACUCCAUUCCAAGUGGGGAAACAGAUGGUCAAAAAUUGCACAAUGUCUGCCUGGGAGAACAGACAAUGAAAUAAAGAACUAUUGGAGAACAAGGGUUCAAAAGCAAGCCCGCCAACUUAAUAUUGAGUCUAACAGCAAGAGAUUUCUUGAAGCUGUGAAAUGUUUUUGGAUGCCAAGGUUGCUACAGAAGAUGGAGCAGAACUCUUCUAUUUCUUCUUCUUCUUCUUCUUCUUCUUCUUCUCUUCCUAGUGCUUUAGCCAACUCUACUCUGCCAAUCACAACACUCAUGUACAACACAAAUCAUCACUCAAGUUCAGUUUCAGUCACCAGCCCACCUGAAUUUCCCUCAGAUUUUACAAAAAUCUCCCUGCAUCAGCCUCAUGAAAUUACCCAACAGUCAACAAGUGUGUAUGAUGUUAACAGUGUCUGCACCAACCAAAUUCCAAGUGACAGUUACUAUGUGGACUGUUGUGGCUAUGACAUGGAGGGGUUCAACUUUAAUCUAGGCUCCAUGACAGGAAUGGGCAGUUUCAACCUUUCCUCCUCGUCCGAAUGCCCGGCGGCUGGCAGCGACUGGAUGUCGAAUGACAUGGUAGAUGCCUCGUGGAACAUGGAUGACAUAUGGCAGCUUAGGGAGUAAGUAGAAAUGGGCAUCAUCUUCAUGGGCAGGUGGCAUUUUUAUUACUGGAUGGUCCACCAACACAAUAUAAGCAACUUGACUACUCAUAUUCAUCAGAACAUCAAAACAUCUACAUUGAAUUCAAUAGUUAUCUGAUAACUCAAAGCAUUUUAGAGUACUAUAGUUCAUAAAGUUGUAAUUUCCUUUUCUCUUUUCUACAUUUACAUGUUUCUAGGGGCUGUUUUCAGCUUUUGCUGCAAGUGUUUAUGCUAUAACCAAUUGAAUUAUCUAUAAUAGAUGUGAUUACAGUGUUUGAAAUA